CGCCGCGGGGCUGUCAUGGCGUCCCCUCCUUUCUGCCCAAACUGCAGCCGGCUAAUCUGGAUCUGUGUUCUCCUGGGGGCCCUGUGGAAAAUCCGGGCCGAACAAAUCCGCUACUCGGUGCCUGAGGAGCUGGAGAAGGGCUCCUUCGUGGGCAACAUCGCCAAGGACCUGGGGCUGGAGCCCCAGGAGCUGGCGAAGCGCGGAGUCCGCAUCGUCUCCAGAGGUAGGACGCAGCUCUUUGCUCUGAACCCGCGAAGCGGCAGCUUGGUCACCGCGGGCAGGAUAGAUCGGGAGGAGCUCUGUGACAGAUCUCCCAAGUGUGUAGUAAACCUAGAGAUUCUCUUAGAAGACAAAGUGAAGAUUUUUGGAGUUGAAGUGGAAAUAAUUGAUGUUAAUGAUAAUGCGCCCGACUUUGGGGCAGAGCAAAGGGAAAUAAAAGUCGCUGAAAAUGAAAACCCUGGGACAAGGUUUCCUCUUCCUGAAGCUUUUGAUCCGGAUAUAGGAAUAAACUCCCUACAGGGUUACCAGCUCAGCUCGAAUGUCCACUUCUCCCUAUACGUGCAAAGCGGAACUGAUGAGAUUAAGUAUCCUGAGCUGGUACUGGAGCACGCCCUGGACCGUGAGGAAGAGGCGGUUCACCACCUCAUUCUGACCGCCUUUGACGGAGGCGACCCGGUUUACUCUGGCACUGCCAGGAUUCUUGUAACACUUGUGGAUACCAACGACAAUGCCCCGGUAUUCACUCAGCCCGAGUACCACAUCAGUGUGCGGGAGAAUGUGACGGUGGGCUCCAGGCUACUCACUGUAAAAGCCACUGAUCCAGAUGAAGGGGCCAAUGGAGAAGUCACAUAUUCUUUCCGGAAAGUAAGAGAUAAAAUAUCCCAGCUCUUCCAGUUGAAUUCUCUGACUGGGGACAUAACGAUAUUGGGAGGUUUGGAUUAUGAGGACUCUGGAUUCUAUGAUAUAGAUGUAGAAGCCCACGAUGGACCUGGUCUCCGAGCCAGAAGUAAGGUACUGGUGACAAUUCUGGAUGUAAAUGACAAUGCUCCAGAAGUCACAGUUACAUCUCUCACCAGCUCUAUCCAAGAAACUUCUUCCCCAGGCACAGUAAUUGCACUUUUCAAUGUGCAUGACAGUGAUUCAGGAGAGAAUGGCCUUGUCACGUGUUCCAUUCUGGAUAACCUGCCAUUCACACUUGAAAAGACCUAUGGAAAUUAUUAUCGGUUGUUGACACACAGGGCUCUGGAUAGGGAAGAGGUCUCAGAAUAUAACAUCACUGUAACUGCCACUGACCAUGGAACUCCGCCAUUGUCUACAGAAACAUACAUCUCACUGAACGUGGCAGACGUCAAUGACAAUCCACCUGCCUUCCCUCAUGCUUCCUACAUGGCCUACAUUCCAGAAAACAACCCCAGGGGAGCCUCCAUCUUCUCUGUGACCGCCCAUGACCCUGAUAGUAACCAGAACUCAAGGGUCACUUACUCUCUGGCUGAAGACACACUGCAGGGGUCGCCUCUCUCCACCUACGUCUCUAUAAACAAGGACACUGGAGUCCUGUAUGCUUUGCAGUCCUUUGACUUUGAGCACGUUACAGACCUGCAGCUACUGGUGACUGCUAGUGACAGCGGGGACCCACCACUCAGCACCAGUGUGUCUGUGAGCAUAUUUGUGCUCGACCAGAAUGACAAUUCACCCGAAAUCCUAUACCCCGCCCUCCCCACUGAUGGUUCUACCGGUGUGGAGCUGGCACCCCGCUCCGCAGAGCCCGGCUACCUGGUCACCAAGGUGGUGGCAGUGGACAGAGACUCGGGACAGAACGCCUGGCUGUCCUACCGUCUGCUCAAGGCCAGUGACCCAGGGCUCUUCGCGGUGGGGCUGCACACGGGCGAGGUGCGCACAGCGCGGGCCCUGCUGGACAGAGACGCGCUCAAGCAGAGCCUGGUGGUGGCCGUCCAGGACCACGGCCAGCCCCCUCUCUCGGCCACCGUCACGCUCACUGUGGCUGUGGCUGACAGCAUCCCAGACAUCCUGACUGACCUAGGCAGCCUGAAGCCCUCAGUGGAUCCUGACGACUCAGGCCUCACACUCUACCUGGUGGUGGCGGUGGCCGCGGUCUCCUGCGUCUUCCUUGCCUUUGUCAUCGUGCUACUGGCGCUCAGACUGCGGCGCUGGCACAUGUCGCAUCUGCUCCAGGCUUCGGGCAGCGGGUUGGCUGGCGUGCGGGCGUCUCAGUUUGUGGGCGUGGACGGGGUGCGGGCUUUCCUGCAGACCUAUUCGCACGAGGUCUCGCUCACCGCAGACUCUCGGAGGAGUCACGUGAUCUUCCCGCAGCCGAACUACGCGGACACGCUCAUCAGCCAGGAGAGCUGUGGGAAAAGCGAGCCUCUCCUGAUAUCUCAGGAUUUACUGGAAACAAAAGGUGAAUCCAGUCUUAAUCAGGUGAGUCAAAUCUUGCCACACUGA
Molecule: messenger RNA, 2463 nt
Organism: Budorcas taxicolor (takin)
Lineage: Eukaryota; Metazoa; Chordata; Mammalia; Artiodactyla; Bovidae
Product: protocadherin gamma-A4-like
Exons: 1
Coding region: 16-2463 (815 amino acids)
Biological process (GO): homophilic cell-cell adhesion
Cellular component (GO): plasma membrane
Molecular function (GO): calcium ion binding
Source: RefSeq, a predicted model, not a curated record